AGGCGAACGGUACAGAAAGGCUGUAGCGAAGAAUAUGAAGAAAGUGGCUGCCAACAGAGCGCAUUCGGAUCCAAAUGGACAUCGCGUUGUGUAUGCGAUCGGAGCAUGUGCAAUGGCGACUCGGCACUCAUAGCUGCUGGCCUGGAGCCCUCAUCCGGUACCAUUACCGCAACUCCGAUACCCGGCGCCCAAUUGGCACUCCUCUCGUUCGUUUAUGAACUCAAUGAUAACUUUAGCGACUGUGAUAAAUUCAACGAUGAUAAACUUGACUAUGCCCUAUAA
Gongylonema pulchrum is the source of this 282-nucleotide messenger RNA. The record is from the annotation of a GenBank genome assembly. NCBI's taxonomy places the organism in Eukaryota, Metazoa, Nematoda, Chromadorea, Rhabditida, Gongylonematidae.